Tachyglossus aculeatus (Australian echidna) is the source of this 715-nucleotide messenger RNA. It is a transcript of the gene COMMD7, whose product is annotated as COMM domain containing 7. The transcript is spliced from 9 exons. NCBI's taxonomy places the organism in Eukaryota, Metazoa, Chordata, Mammalia, Monotremata, Tachyglossidae. Gene Ontology annotation, biological process: negative regulation of DNA-templated transcription; tumor necrosis factor-mediated signaling pathway. Gene Ontology annotation, molecular function: NF-kappaB binding. The coding region runs from base 32 to 634 and encodes 200 amino acids. The record is from RefSeq and is a predicted model, not a curated record.
GGGCGGGUCCGGGCGAGCGGCGUUGGCGGGGAUGGCGCGGCUCCAUUUCAGCGGGGCCCCGGUCCCGGAGUCGGUGGGCGGGCACGUGCACGGCCUCAACCAGCUCCCACACCAGCAAUUCUCCGCCCUGACGGACGUGGUCUUCCGCCUCCUCCUCGAGCCCAAAGAGGUGGAGAGGUUUUUGGGGCAGCUGUCGGAUUUGGCCCUGGCCCAUCAGCUCAGCCUGGCAUCCCUGAAGAACCUGACGAAAACCCUGCUCCUCCUGCCCCAGGGGGCUUUGAAGAAGAAUAUGACGGCAGAACAGAUCCGAGAGGACUGGAUCACGCUUGGCCUCGGUGAAGAGAAAGCCAGAUACUUUGCAGAUAAGUGGCAGCGGCUCGGCCCGACCCUCGCCCGGCUGGCGGCCGGCCAGACCCUCGCCGUCAAUCAGCUCGUCGACAUGGAGUGGAAAUUGGGAGUGACGGCCGGAAGCAGCGAACUCCAGAAGACCGGAACCAUCUUCGUCCAGUUGAAGCUUGUGGUGAAGAAAGGAAACCGCCCAGAGCCUCUGUAUAUCGAAUUAACCCUGCCACAGUUCUACAGUUUCCUGCAGGAGAUGGAGCGGGCCAGAGCCAGCCUGGAGUGUUUCAGCUGAUGGCCCCCCACCUGACCGCCCCAUCCUCAUCCCCCCUACGGCCCCCCACCCCCGCUGGGCGGUCAAAAGGUAGCCCCCGAA